AUGUCCACCAAGCGACCAACGAACCAACGCGCCUCGUCAUCCUCGACAACCGCAUCUCCCUCCCCCGGACCCACCUCCAAACGCCAACGUCUAUCGGCGCCACACAACGCCCUUCACGGACACAAAGUAUACAUCAUCACUGCCAAACUCGAGAGCUCUACCAUCAGCGAGCUUCAUGAGCUUGUCGAGCGCUCCGGCGCCGCGCACGCCCGAAGCCCUGAAGAUGCCGACGUCAUCGUUACCGCCAUCGGGAUGCGCAAGCGCUUCGAGCGGCAUGUCGACUGGAAAGUGGCCAAAAGCAAGGCUGUCGUCCGCCCGGCAUGGCUUGAGGAUUCGGUUGCGCAAGGAAAGGCAUUGCCAUGCGAAGACUACGCCGCGCUUCGCGAUCUCAAGGAGACGACCUGCGCGAACUGUCCCUCCGGCCGGUGCACUUGCGGGCCCACAGACUCAGACUCAGACACCUCACCUCUCAAUACGCCGACCAAGGCCAAGAAACCGCGCUCAUUUGAUCACAGUCAACGUGAAUCCGCCGUGGCGAGGACGAGUGCGCGAACGGAAAUACCGGGGUACUUGCUUCCCCCGGAGACGCCCUAUGCAGUGGAGAUGGAGAAGUUACGGUUCAAUACGAGGUUCUCGUGUCAACGCGCUACACCACUACGCUGUAUCAAUCAAGAUUUGUGCGAUACACUCGAGAUCAUACGCCGGAGCCGGCUUCUUGUGGGCGAGGACCGUAGCGCGCUGAGUUACGGACGCGCGAUAGCUGUUAUCAAGUCGUUCCCGAAGAGGAUCACCGGCGAGACGAGGGACGAAGCCAAAGAGUUACCGAACAUCGGGGUGAAGCUGUCUAAGAUGAUCAACCUCUGGCUCGAUACAGGGCAGAUACCUGAGAUCGAGAAGAUCCGCCACUCAGAGCGCUUCCAAGCCCUCUCAUCCUUCGCCGAGAUCUACGGGAUUGGACCGACCACAGCGCGACACCUGUACGCAGUGGGGGUGCGUACGAUGACCGAGCUAGAAGCCUACUACGAGGCGGAUACGGCGCCCGAGAGUCUUGUACACCUACAAGAGGACUCUCAAGACGCAGUUGACCCUAGUGCAGAACCAGAUCCAGGGGUCUCGAUGACGGAGGCGGACCACAUGGGAAGCAACCCGCAGGAGACGUGGAUAAAGAUCGCCCUCUCCUGGCGGCACGAUUUGGCGAAGAAGAUAGCGCGCAAUGAAGUCGAGUCCAUCCGCGAUGUGAUUUGUGCUGAGCUCGAGAAGAUGCAGCCAGGCUGCGUGAGCACUAUAGUCGGAGGGUACAGGCGCGGGAAGACGGAGUGCGGCGACGUCGAUAUAGUCUUCACGCAUCCGGAUGGCGGACGCGUGCCCGGCUUGUGUCGUCGGUUUGUGCGCGAUCUGCACAACAAGGGGCUCGUGACACAUGUAAUCCACUCCAUGGGCUUCCACUCUCAUGACCCUCUGCGCACGCAUCACUGGGAUUCGCUCGAGAAGGCACUCACCGUGUUCGUACCACCUGGACAGACAACCCGGCGGCGCGUUGAUCUGAUCUUUGCGGCACCGGAGGUGUACUGGACCGCUGUUGUUGGCUGGACCGGGUCGAUGAUGUUCGAACGCGAUUUGCGCUCGGUUGCGAAGCUCCAGGGUAUGAAGUUUGACUCCUCCGGAAUUUCACGCCGCCGAGACUCGAAGCUAUUUCAUCCGCGCUCAGAGAAGGAAAUCUUCGACAUGUUCGGCCUAGCCUGGAUCCCACCCGAACUCCGCAACGCAGACGCGUAG
This is a messenger RNA of Peniophora sp. CBMAI 1063, 1776 nucleotides long. Lineage: Eukaryota; Fungi; Basidiomycota; Agaricomycetes; Russulales; Peniophoraceae. The record is from the annotation of a GenBank genome assembly.